AUGCCUAGGCGAAAGGCGAAAUACGAUGAAGAGGCUUGCAAGGACGCAGUUCACGGAUCUCGAAUUCCAAAGGAUUUGAGCGAGCCGUGUCAUCGACUGUGCACUAUUCGUGGCAUACGGCAUCAUUAUGGCUUUGCUAAACAGCUCCGUGGAAUCCCAGAAUUCACGCGCGCCUUGAAUGCCCGGGAUUUCAUGAGCGGUAUCAUACCAACCAUCUCGCAGCCUGACGAGAUACCUUACUGUAUUUGGUAUCCUGAAGUCCCGACAGGGGAGACCCUCCGAGCUCUGGUUCAACGAUACCCGGAUAUGCUCUAUCAUGCUGCUCGCGCGUGCGCUGUUGCAGGGUAUAUUGAUCUGUACAAAGAGCUCGACCCUCUUCCGGAGGUCCAUAUCGCAGAAGAGGCUGGCUACGCAAGCAUGCAGAAAGACAGCACCGGCAGUCGACACAUUUAUCAGCAUAUUCUCUCUCAGCCUGUGAAGUUCGAGAUCAUGAACGACUAUACACGUACGGUCGACGUUGCCGGGCGUCGAGCUGCAUUUCUCAAUGGGGAUACUGCUGUUUAUUCGAGUCUUACAGCCAGACGGAAGUACUAUAGCCCUAAAGGGUGGUUUUCUAUACGUUAUAGAAAGCCAUGGGACACUUACUGCUCAGAUCCCCAUUACUUCAAUAUCACCGAAGAUUGGGGAAUCGAUGACCAUGACUGCGAUGCCCCUGAGGCACCAGAGGAUUAUGUCCCACUGGUAUAUAGCCCACUCCCUGCAGAUCUUCCGCUCAUCAACAAGGACAAAUUAAUCCAUGUUGCAGCAUACAAUGGCGAUAUCGAUCGCUACGCAAGACUUCGGAGACCGCAGAUGCUCGAACAUGAAGGGCCCUGGCGCGCGAUCAAUGCCCGUCGUAUCAUGUCCAACGAUCUGUCUUGGCUCAGCCCGGAUAAUCCUGGGGCGGUAUACCCGGAUCUUAUUUGGUACCCAGAGCUCGCUCACAGUUCAACCUAUGAGAAGCUAGCUCAUAAGAGGCCAGGAAUGUUUGACAUGUGUCUACGGGCAUGCAUAGUAGCAAACAAGGACCAUACGUGGGAUAGCUUGCUGCGCGACGCGUUUGAUAUAUGCAAGUCCACUGGCGACGACGAGCCCAAAGAUCCCAAGCUAUGGUGGCUGUCCAAAUAUGCCGACCGCGGACUAUGGAAGGAAGCGGGUGCCUCAUCAAACAAACAUUAUCAAGACGAUAACUUAGCAGCUGUGCCUGACGCCGCUCAAAAAUUUCAACGUGGGUACGACUGGUGGAGGGACUACCACACCGCGGGUGAUCUUUACUUCCCAGAUCGGGACAUGCUUGUCCAGCUCUUUGACCCGGUUCAUGCGGGAUCCACUGAUGGUCCGUACGAUGGGAUGGGUUGCGGGAUUGGUGAUGUCGAUCUUGCACUAUUUCUGGGAGAUGCGAUUUCGAGGGAGACUUGGAAGAAAGAGAUAGAAGAUGAAGAAUAUUUGCUGGCCCAUCUUUACGAGAUCUGGGACUUGCUAGAUCUUGAAUUAAAUUCAUAG
This is a messenger RNA of Penicillium pulvis, 1542 nucleotides long. RefSeq lists its product as uncharacterized. The record is from RefSeq and is a predicted model, not a curated record. Bases 1 to 1542 code for a protein of 513 amino acids. The transcript is spliced from 2 exons. NCBI's taxonomy places the organism in Eukaryota, Fungi, Ascomycota, Eurotiomycetes, Eurotiales, Aspergillaceae.